CGCGCCCGUCGCCGACCUCACUCCGCGAGCGCGUCAUUGAACAACAAGACUCGCUGUAUGGCAGUCGUGCUACUGCCAAUAUGAAAGAUAAGCUCAGUAACACUCAUACUAAAUUCGCGUUAGUGGAAUUCAAAUGUUAUCUUUGUUUUACAAAUUAUUUAUUUUUAUAGUGUUAUUACAUGUAAAACCAUAUUUUAUUUAUUAGCGAAUGAUAGUUAAAUAUUAUAGAGCGCUUUACGGGUGUUGUAAUCUCCGUGUAUUGCCCUGUGAUUGUUUUGUUAAAUAUUUUAAGCUUCAAGCCAAGUUAAAGUGUGUGGCAGUGUAACCAUCAAGAUCGUUAUAACAAUGAUAGUGUGAUCGAUUCGUUUACAAUUAACUCCAACGUCGUGUCAUCGAAGAACCAAGUAUACAACACGGCUCUAUCAUCUGUAGAAACAUACAAUAUCAUUGUGGACAACACUGAUCCAAAUAUGUGUUGUGAUUUACAGAUGCUCUCGGUCCAAGUGCCGGGGUGCGCGGGAAUGGAGCGGCUGGGAGCGCCGGGGGGGCCGCGGCUACGACAUCACCACACCGCACUGGAAUGGGAGAAGCAGCAAAGGCUGCAGGCGAUGGUCGGUCGCCUGCAGGAGAUGGUGGAGCAAGAGACGCGUGCGAGGUCCGCCGCGGCAGCAGAGCGGCUGGGACUUCCCCCCAGCAUACAGCUUCCAGACGGAGAGUACGGUCAGGACGCGCAUCUUCAGCUGCGAGUCCCAUAUCAGGUCCCAAGCCGAGCUGACCAGAAGCAGUUUUCAACCUCCACCCAACAAAUGCGUGAGCGACGUGCCCGAAUGGGCCGGCGCGGUGGACGCGCCGGGCGGGCGGCGGGGCGGCGCCGCGGGGCCGGGGGGCUCCAAGAAGGACGGCCUCCUCCAGAAGGCCACGCGGUGGUGGGUCCGCAUGGGCGCGCGCCCCCCUCCCGCGCUGCUGCCCCGCGCGGCGCCCCCGCCCUGCGUCAUGGUGCCGCGCCGCGCGCCGCCCCCCGACGCGUGACGCACCCGCGUCGCCGCACCUCUCUACCAUAUCACGCUUACAUUCCAUUAUCGGGACGUUCAGACUCGCCAGUGUGCACGCGCGUCCCGGAGUAUUAUAGACUUGCUAAUUUAUUUAUUUGGGACUGUGGCGGCCGCCGGGCGCGCGCUCGAACGCGUACUUUGUGAUAUGUGAUGGGCUCGUUGUGUGACAGUGACAGCUGACAGCUGACAUCUGACAGCCGGCCGUUCGGUGAGGCGGGAGACGCGGCGCCGACAGCCGCGCCGCACCAGGAGUAACUAGUCUUGAUACUUUAAUCGGUUUAGAAAUAGGUGUAAUUGUUUCUAUUGAAGUUGUAUGACACGAGACGAGGUUCCGCUGCCCGCAAUUGGCUGCUGCGUUAUAGGUGUGUAUGGCAUGGCAUAGUGUGCGUCUGUAUUCCUCGCGCUGUCUUUGAGUUUAAAAAAAAACGAAGACUGAAAUAAAAAUAUAACACUUUAAAAUCUACAUUGAAAAACAUGUUGUCUUAGCUAAAAUUGAUUCAUAUAGAAACAAUUAAUUAAAAAUAUAAAUAUUUUAUGAAUCUAUCGAUUUGAACCUUCAAUGUUAUCGUGUAAUACUAUGAAAGGGUCAGUCAAUAGCAUGCUAAUGUAUCUCCGACUGCAAUGUACACAUUCAUGUCUAAGUAACCUAUUUAAAUGUUUAAUUUCUAUCCAGCAGCUAUUAAUCUGUGUUUAAACAACUUUUAUAUUUAUUUAUAAUUACGAUAUUGUAUAAAAUAAUGCAUAUCAGUACAGUUAUGGCAAGGAAUAUUAAUUUACAGAGCAUAGUGACUAUUUUAUUGUAAAUAUUGUGUCUAAUUUAUGUAAUAGUAGAGUAAAAUAAUUAUGACCAACCGCCAAAAAACGACGGUCAGAACAAAUGAGUGUUUGCUACAUUCCAUAUUUAUGUUGAAUUAUUUCGAUGCGUACUGUACUUGCUUUAUCUGCUCGUUUUGUAACAAGCUCACGGUUAACGGUACCCCCACCACUCCUACCAUCCUACCACUACCAGCAGUAACUUGUGACUCCUAAAGUAUCGGACAAUAAUCGAUAAUAGUGAGUAAUGUUAUCGCUGCAGAUAAAACUCAUUAGGGAAUAGUCGUUGUUUAAAUGAUAUUGGUUGUUUUAGUUUUAAAAUAAGGGUAUGUUCCGAUAUGCACUGCGACCACUGUACAGUAUGACGUCAAUUUAGUAUACUGUGAAGCCGUUCCUUUAUACAGUUACACUGGUUACGAUUUAAAACGGAACGCAAUCCCGUAUACUAUCAGCUGCAUUUUUUGACGCAGCAUUCAAACGAGAGUAUUAAAGUUUUCUAGUUCAUUAAAAAAAAUUGUUGUUGAAGUACUGUCAAAUUAUAAAUAUUUGGGAUUAAACUGUAGGUAUUGUUUAUAAAACGUUAGGCACUCGAGUGGUUUUGACUGAUCACGUGAUCAAAGUACUGCGAGUGCCUUACCUCGAAAACGCCAGUGCUCACAGUAGAAUAUGGCGGCGAUUUAUGACGUCAUAUAUUUCCCUAGGGUACCGCGGCAGUAUACUGGCAGUCCAUAACGGAACGAAUUUUUCUACAGUGAUAGCACUGUGCAGUGCUCGCAGUGCAUAUCGGAACAUACCCUAAGAAUGUAUUUAUUAUGAGAUGUUUAAUUCUAAGACUGGUAUCUCACCCUGCUUGCUGGUUCGAAUAUAUGUUAGAUAUUAUAUAUAUAAUGCAUAUUGGUGCUAAUGCUUUCCCAUAGUAUGAAAAUGUAUAAACGUUGAAACAAAUUGUAUGAAUUUAUUUUUGUUUACUUCUUGAGGUGAACAAAUAUUAGAAAUCAUUGCAACACCUUAUCAUGGUGUGUAUUGGUAGGUAUAGUUAAUUCUUUAUUUAUAGAAAAAUUAUUCACAAAUUAAUUUUACUCCUUGUUUAAAAGAAUUUAAGUUAUUUUCUUCACAAUAGACUAUCAAUAAGUUAGUGUGCCUGUAUUUUUAUUUUUAAAUUAAACAAUGCACCAACCUUAAAUUGAGGAUUGAUAUCCGCUCCGCUCCAACUAGAUACCGCAUUACCUAAGAACAAUAGCUUUAUUAUUAAGGCAACUAUUAGAUGCUUGUGUGCGUGACAUCUUGACACUCAAUGGAAUCUUUCAAAAAUUUGUAGCAUACUCUUCGUUUUAUUUUACAUUGAAAUUAAAAAAAAAUACAAAAUACUUACUCAUGAUAUGUGAUCCCAGUGUCUUUCUUAUUUCUUGUAGUAUUAUCUUUACAAAGUUUUACUACGCAACCCGGCAUUUUAGUUUCAAUUAUUAGCAAAGUUUAACAGAAGAUGUGGCACGUCAACGUCACAUUGUUCGAGACUGACUCGAGUACGCCCAUAGUGAUAUUAGUUGCCGCACUUUUCGACUACGUCUGCGGUAUCUAGUUGGAGCGCAGCGGAGACCAAUUCUUAAUCCAAGGCACCAACUCCAUCACAAAAUAUUUUGGCUGUUAACAAUGCUAAAACUAAUGACAUUAUAAUUUUGUUGUACAAUUUGUAAAGCAAUUUCGAACCGUCUGUAGAAUGAGUUAGUGUAAACUGUUAAGAAUUACUUCUGUAAACGACUUUAAUUAUUUAUUGGCAUUAUUUAUUCGUACAAGUUUCGUCUAUUAUAUUCGAAAUCCAGCCAAUAUUGGCGUUUUAUUUAAUAAUAACAUAAUAUUUAUAGAAAAUAUUUGUUUUAUCGAUUCUGGCUCAUCGUAAUACUCCGGCUUUUAUUAAAAUUAUUUGUUUAAAAUGACUAUGGGAUUUGUUUUGAUCUUUUAUACGUCUAGAUUGUCUCUUGACGUCAUGUGGCAAACAUGUUCUUAAUAAUAUUUAUGUAACAUCAAUCUAACAUGUUUACGCAAAUAAAAACUUUGACUUUGCUGUGAGAAAACUGAUAAAAACAGGCCAGGUCAAUAUUAGUUAAGUGUGCGUGACAAGCUACGUCUUACACUCGCGAUUUGUUACACUUUGUGUUAGUGUGCGUGAAUUGCUCAAAAUAGAGGUUAGUUCUAAACUCAAUUUUGACGUUCUCACAGCUGUAUUAGUCUAUUAAGACAGCUGAGCACUAAACACACCACGGUCAGCGCUCAUUAGUCGAACACUAAAUCCAGCCUAAAGUAAUAAACUUGGCCUGUUUUCAUCAGUUAUCUAGCAGAGGCUCUAUAUAGUUUAAGCAUGAAAUCUAAAUUGAUUUGUAUUUAAGUGUUAAGCAAAUCAUGUGUCAGAAGAAGCCGGAGCAUUACGAGUGAUUGGCGGCUAACUGCAAGCGAAAUUAAACUUUAUGUAUACAAACAAUGUGUUCCGAUUUAAUAUAAGUAAAUAUAUUUGUUAAUAACUCUAAUUGUGUACAAAGUAUCUAAUAUGUGACCCAUCUAAAUGUUAACUGGCAUCAGUAAAAGCGAUUGUAUGUUCUGUUCGCUUUCAAACUCAGCCGGAUUAUUCGUCGCAAUAUUGUAAUUACUAUUUCAAACUUAUGUCAAAUCACUACACGAUUCAUUUUAAACUAAAUUUCAAUUUUUUCUCAGGCAGUCCUGCCUGUUAUUACUUAAUAUUUACAUCCUCUUUGUACAUUCUAAAUAACCGUAUCAUUUCAUCUGUCAUUGUUGAUUCAAAUGACAUUAAAAUGACAGCUGAGUUUUAUAUAGACAAACCACAGAUCUGCUAGAACUUAAAUUCCUCAAUUUACCGUUUUGGCGCUUAUCGCAAUUGCAACUGUGAAAUGUGAGUGUACUUAUUCCAGUACUAUAAUAUGUUUUUUUUUUAUGUUAUAAAUAUGUAGUUUUAAUGCCGCUAAGUUUUGUUAGUCUGCAUGCAUCCCUCGGGCCUAGAGUUAUAGGUUAUACAUAGGGUUACCAACUUUUUGUCGGUCAAAAUAGUAGUUCUAAAUUAUUGCCCUCAAAAAUAUAUAAUAUGUAUAAUAGGUAAAUAACAAAAAAUUAAGAAAAAAAAAAACAAUAUUUUUUUUUCUACUUUUAACUUUUUUUUUUAAUAAUUUUUAAUUUUAAAAUAUGCAUCGUAUCUUAUAUUGCUUUAAGUUUGAAGCCUUUGAAAUAUAGUAGUUCCACCUGCUAUAUACUUUUUUGAAAAGUGGGGCCUUUGAUACAGUAUGAUACUAUAUUAUAUAGUAGGGUUGGCAACUUCCGAAGAAACGACCGGGUUGGUUGGUAAUGUGAAAGCUAGCAGAAACCAAUUCGACACGUGUUUCGCUCUAACACGAGACAUCCUCAAGAACUGUUUACUGGCCCAACUAUGGAUAACUUAUGAAACGAGUCUCUCAUUCCAGCUCAGUGGUAUCUGAUUCCUCGGUGGAGGAUAACUUAAAUACCCUAACUCGGAGCCUUUGCGUUCUGCAUAUAGACUUACAAAACUUAGUAGAAUUAACACUUAUCAUAUUUAUUCAUAAUAUUUAUAUUAGUUUGGAUUUCUGCAGUAUACCACCUCAUAAUUAUUCAUACAUUUUCUUUAAUGUGAUGUCAAAAUAGUGUACUGAAAUCUUAGAUCAUUUUUAGGUAUAGAUAUACAGCUGUGAAAACGUAGAAAUAAAUUGAGUUCACUACUAUCUUCUAUUUUGAGUAAUGCUCGCACACUAACACAAAGUGUCAUACAAAUCGCAAGUGUAAGACGUAGCGUGUCACGCACACUAAACUAAUAUUCCUGACCUGUUUUCAUCGGUUGUCUAGUAGCAAGAGGCUCUUCCUAGACAUAUAAAUUAUCUAAGAUAUUGUUUUAAUAAAAAAAUAUGCAAGAUAUAAUUAUUGAGGUCAGUGGAAGUAUUCAUAUUCUUACCUAUAAUUUGACAAGCGAUUGCCAUCUUCGACAGGUCACAUAUUAAAUAUCUUGACUAAACUUGAGUUGGAGAAGCAGAACUUGCAUUAAAUAAACAUUAUCUCCAUCCAAGCAUCCAAUAUACCUAAAGAAUUCAAAAAUACACUGAGAAUUAUAUUUCAAGUCAGCUAUUUAUUUUGAUGUGUUCAGCCAGUCCAGUUUUCUUCACAGUAUCAUAUAUACCUAUACUAAGUUCAAACUGGAAAAAUAAUGUUUGUAAACAAAAAACUGCCAAAAAUUAAAAUAAAAUUCAAUUAUUAUCAUCAUGUAAUAAGAAAUGUCAUGGCAUAUCCAUACUACAUAACAAUUAUAUAAGCAUCGCAAAAUUAUCCAGUAUUGAAUUAGUUAUGUAUAAUAAAAAAAAGUAAUAAUUAAUAUAUAGUCAAUGUUUGUUUACAAAUUUUCUUUAUACAAUUUGGCUGAUAUAAAUAGUAAUGCAAUAAGCGGUGGUAAAAGCGGUCGUUGUACAAAAUGCUAUAAUUAAAAUAUAAAAGUUGUUUAAAAUAGUGCCACAGAGUAGAUAUUAUUAAAUAUAGAUAACAAUAUUCCAUUUGUCAUUAUAUAAAUAAGUGAAAGAAAAGCAAAUUAUUAAUAAUAAAAAACUGCAUUAAAUUAUGACCUACCAGUAAAA
Messenger RNA from Leptidea sinapis, 6502 nucleotides. RefSeq lists its product as uncharacterized. Bases 471 to 1196 code for a protein of 241 amino acids. The transcript is spliced from 4 exons. Lineage: Eukaryota; Metazoa; Arthropoda; Insecta; Lepidoptera; Pieridae. The record is from RefSeq and is a predicted model, not a curated record.